Molecule: messenger RNA, 619 nt
Organism: Macadamia integrifolia
Lineage: Eukaryota; Viridiplantae; Streptophyta; Magnoliopsida; Proteales; Proteaceae
Exons: 3
Source: RefSeq, a predicted model, not a curated record
AACAAACGUUCAAGACUUUGAAAACAAUAGCAUGAGGAAUUUCCUGCUUAAUUCUUACGAGUUUCAACAUAUAAUUGGCUGUUAAGGAAUUUAAAAUAACGAAUCUAACAAUCUAACUCUCUUUUUUUCCCUUCAAUAAUGUAUUCUUUUAUAUCUUUUAAUUUCAGUUCUUUCUUCUUUACAUUUUUUCUCUUGUUUGGGUCAUUAACAGCAUUGUCACCGACCACCUCCUCUCCUUCUUCUUCUUCUUCUUCUUCCCAACUUAUUAUUGACUCCACAGCAGAAUUUCAGGGUUACACUGCAAUAUCAGAGUUUAGGUUAUUAAACAGAAGAACUUUAUUUCAAUGUAUUGACCCAAAUCCAUUUCUUCAAGUGAAUAUCAGUGCAGGUUCUGGUUCGGGACUUUCAGAUGAUGAAAAUGUAACAGUCACAGUUAGUGGAGUUUUAAAUCCUUCUCAUUUGGAUUGGGUUGCCAUGAUCUCACCUUCAUCUUCCAGUGUCAGAGAUUGUCCUCUGAAUAAAGGAUACUACAUUGGGACUGGAGAUAUUAGUGAACUACCUCUUCUCUGCCAUUAUCCUGUAAAGGCUCAGUUGUUAAGCAAUGAUCCAGAUUAUAUGG